Messenger RNA from Neoarius graeffei (lesser salmon catfish), 1047 nucleotides. Its product is annotated as transmembrane protein 255B. Bases 1 to 1047 code for a protein of 348 amino acids. NCBI's taxonomy places the organism in Eukaryota, Metazoa, Chordata, Actinopteri, Siluriformes, Ariidae. The transcript is spliced from 9 exons. The record is from RefSeq and is a predicted model, not a curated record.
AUGCAGCAGCCCUCCAGCUCGCCGAGCUCAGACCCGGAGCCUGCAGAGCAGUACUCAAAGAGACGUUGCACAGUGAUGUGGUGCACCGUGGUUUUACACGCUCUGUCCAUCAUCAUCCUGCUGAUCGGCCUCCUGGCUGCAACCCGCACUGGAAACGUGGCAGUGUCUGGUUAUUACUCCGGCAUCAUACUAAGCUUCGGGACGUUCUUGGGCAUUGUUGGGCUCAAUGUGGUGGAGAAUCGCAGACCCAUGUUAGUGGCCUCCAUCAUUUUCAUCAGCCUGGGUGUAAUCUCCUGCUUCUUCUGCGCCAUCGUGGACGGCAUCAUCGCAGCUGAGUAUAUCGACAGGAGACCACUAAUGGAAGGAAGGUGUGAGUUCUAUGCCAGCAGCACAGGUUAUGCCUAUGACAACUACUACAAUGAGGUUGUGUGUCAGAACUAUAACCAAGAUUGCAAGCUCAAGGUGAAGACAAACACCUGUUACUGCUGUGAUUUAUACAGUUGUGAGAGCCCAGGGUACCACACACACUACUUUGAGUUUACGGGUGUGAAUAGUUGCUGGGACGUGAUACACCUGCACAGACUGCUGUGGGCUGAUGUAGUGCUCAAUGUGCUGGGAGUUUUCUUGGGCAUCAUUACUGCUGCCAUACUGGGAGCCUUCAAGGACCUGGUUCCAGCUGUUCAGUCCCAGAUGUCUCCCAGGCCAGCUCCUCCUCCACACAUCCUCUAUAAUCCAACCCAGCACAUGGUCACUUAUGCAGGAUUCUGCCCAUCUGGACAAGCCCUGCCUGCUUACCCCAAUUAUCCAGUGCCCAUGCAGCACCUCAACAGUUACCCAGCAGCCAGUCCUUCUCAGCCCAGCCCCGAGGUGCCCGUGUCCCCACUGGAAGAGAGCCAGCCUCCCACUCAGCCCAGCAACAGCAACCCUUCAGUUCCAUCCCAGUCCACUUGUCCAGACACCUCAGGCUAUAUGCUCACUCCAAAUGCACCCUCGCUCUAUCCACACUCAUUAGGGCCCUUUGAAAAGCCUCCGCCCUAUGCCUGCUGA